CAUAUGAAUUGACACCCUGCCUUUUUUUGCCUCCAUCGCCAAAACAAUCUCAUCCACAAAAUGAAAUUGUUCCAUGUAAGAGUAGUAAGAACCAUACAAUAUACACUUAAUAAAAAGGUCCCGGAUUCUGCACCAACCCGAAUAACAACUUGUACAACUGUUCUAUGGAGUACUAAUUACUUGAAAAGGAAAUUCAAAUCCCAUCUCUCAAACUCUUGAACAAUUAUUUCUGUGGGUACGUUCAGCAAAUUCUCAACUUUCUUCUUCUCAGGGAGCAACUGCAUCUGAGAAUAAGUAAAGCAUUCAAAGGAAGGACAACAAAAGGAUAAUUAUAUUGUCAGAAGCAUGUCUGAUCAUGAUGCAAGGCCUUCUCAUGAUGAGGAUGUAACAUCUAUGGUAUCCUCUCAAGCUUAUCAGCCGACCUUGAUGUCUCGGUGGAUUAAUAAUAGUUCUAAGCCAGAAUCUACAGUUGACAAUUCUUCAUUCAAGAGUUUCAAUAAAGGACAUGUUGAUACAAGAGGUUUCCUGAUGCAGAGUGGGUUUAAGACAGAAGAUAGUCUUCAAUCUGGGAAAGGAGUAAGUAAAAGUGCUGCAGAAAUGAAUACCGGGGGAUGUGUUAAUCCGGAUUUGACUAAGAAACUGGGGGAAUUUAAGACUAAAUUCGGUAAUUUAUCUUUUCCUACUCUGACCCUUGGCCAAUACAAAGAGACUGCUUCCACAAUCGGAACAGAAAUUGAUCAUGAGUUAGGCAACAACUCUAUGGCUCUAGCCUUAGUUGGUAAAGAGGAUACUUCAAGGGAUUUCAAUUCGAGGAGUAACAAGCAACAAGUCAUGUCUCAUUGUACAUAUAACAAUUCUGAUGUAUCAAAGCCAGUUGUGGUAUUUGGAAGACACUUUUCGAAUGAUAAUUUCACGUGCUUUAAUCAGGAUCGUUGCAAGUUUCAAAAUUCAUCUUCAGUCCUGUUUCAUGAGAAGAAGAUGGAAAGUGACUUUUGUCAUGAAUCCGGACCGAAUGGUGGAGUAAAUCUGCAACAUGGGAAAAAGAAUUUCCAGUCCUUUUUCCUCAAGCAGCCGUCACAAAAUGUUCCAGGCCAAUCUGUCGAUGGAGUCCCAUGUUCUUUCCGGAAUGUGGAAACUAUGAGGAUAUGUACAAUGGUUGAUUCUAUGGAGAAUUCACCUGGAGAUCCUCCCAAAAUUUCUCAGAGGGCCCACCACAUUUUAUUCACCAAAGAAACUUGUGUUAAUUUGUCAAAAGGACAUCAUCAGGUGAUCAUAGAACCAACUUCAGCUCGUCAAGAAGAGAAGUCAUUUGGUGGACCUUUUAGCAUGUUUACUAAUGUUGUCCCUCGUUCAAGAGGAGUGAAGAUCCAACCUCUGUGGACCUCCACUGAUGAUAGUGAAGAAAAGGAAAAUACAGGAAAUCCAUCCAUCUGUAAAACAAGUUCAAGGAAUGAAGCGUCUGCUGAAACUGAUGGACUGCAAGUCGAAGCUCCAAAGAAGCGGCAUAUUUUAUUUGGUAUGGAAUCGUCCCCAUUUACUGAGGAUGAUACAAUGGAUGAAAGUAGCCCACCAGCUGCCUGUGAUUCAAGCACAGAAAAAGCUAGAAGCAAAAGACCUAUAACAGAGAUACCUGAUAUAAAUGAAGAGCUACCUGGGCUCCAACCUGCAGUAAGCUCAACAGAUGGGAAAGAUCCAAGUACCUCAAGAGUCUGUAGUUUGAAUGCCAAACAUCUCUUUUCAUCUCAUGAACAGACCUCAAGGUCUGAGUACAAUGCCCAGCAAGAACAUUCUCCUGGCGCAGACUCUAGUAACAGAUGGAUUAAGCGUCUGAAGGUAAGUUCUUCAGAUUCAUUUGGGAUUGAUACCAAGAGUUCAGAUAUAGGAGAAGGCUCAUCACAUGAGAAAUUUAAUACAUUCUUCAACAGAAUAACGAAAUGCGAUAAAGAAAGCUUUGAUUCCAAGUUACACAAACAAAAUGGUCCUGCACAUAUGGCAAUAGAUCAAAAUGCAGAGUCACUGAGAAAUGGUGAAUCCUCCUCGUCACUGGGUUUGACAAAGAGAAACCAAAGCUCAAUGCUAGGUUGUUCUUGGAUUCAGAGGUGGUGUCAAAACUGUACGGCUCCCCCACGAAGUAAUCCUGAGCCAUUGGUGAUAUGUGAACCCCGUCAUUUAAAGACUGGGCAGGAUGAGCUUGUAAAGAAAGAGUUCCCAAGUAUUGCUGCCAUGGCGCUGAUGGGUAAGGCCAUGAAUGGAUUUCGUUCAUGCGAAUUCAAGAAAAGAGGGUCCAUCGUAGUUUGGAAUACCAAGGAGUAGUAAGAUACAUCUGCAAACACCUACCAAAAGGUAAAUUGUUGGGAGAUUCUCUUGUUGAUUGUAUAAUAUGGAUGUUCAGAACUAUCCUUAAUUUAUUUCUUAAUCGGACAAGAUUAAUGGCCAUGCUUAUAUUUUAGAGGCCACUGGCAUUCUACAUUUCCCCCUGUUUUUUUUUUUUUUUUUUUUUUUUUGGGGUGUUAAGGGUGGAUCAUCCUGUGGAAGUGGUUUUCCUCCUGGAUGCAGCCAGGUGCUGGCAGGACCUCUAUUUAGGGUCUAGAAUUCAAGUAGGCAUCGCUUUAUUGCAACUCAAUGAUGCAUCUUUUCUGAACGGCAGGACAUGAUAUCAUGUAUGUGUGAUUUGAUCCUUUGGCUGCUAUUUGAGGCAUAAACUUCUUACCUUGGCACUACCAAACAGGUAUGUAUGGAGAGUGCCCAGAUAAUCCCCAGUGUUUCUGCUGUAGUUUGAUGUGGUCAGUUAUCUUUUGUCAAAUAUUUCAUUUUAUGAGAUUCUUGUUGAUAUUUUUCAAUUCUAUAAAAAGUGUUUUCUUUA
Spinacia oleracea (spinach) is the source of this 2863-nucleotide messenger RNA. RefSeq lists its product as uncharacterized. The record is from RefSeq and is a predicted model, not a curated record. The coding region runs from base 346 to 2313 and encodes 655 amino acids. NCBI's taxonomy places the organism in Eukaryota, Viridiplantae, Streptophyta, Magnoliopsida, Caryophyllales, Amaranthaceae. Gene Ontology annotation, biological process: regulation of photomorphogenesis. The transcript has 4 exons.